Miscanthus lutarioriparius is the source of this 636-nucleotide messenger RNA. The record is from the annotation of a GenBank genome assembly. NCBI's taxonomy places the organism in Eukaryota, Viridiplantae, Streptophyta, Magnoliopsida, Poales, Poaceae.
AUGGAAACCAGUCAGAUGCCCAAGUCAGGGAUUCAUCAGAAGCUGGGACCGGAGAUCAGUCAAAAUCCCAUGGAAAAUCAUGUUGACCCAGAAAAGGAAACUGAUGAAACUCCAGUAGCUGAGGUUAACCAAGAGCCUGUGGAAACAUGUCAGGGCGUAGUGGUGGAAACUGAUAUUAUCCCAGAAAAGCAAGCUGUUCCAGAGGCAGGCUUAGAGGUUAAUGAAGAACCUACGGAAACAUGCCAGGAAACAGCUGCAGAAUCUGAUGUGAACCCAGAGAAGCGAACUUCUGAUCCAGGUGUUAUUUACCGCUGCAGAAAAUGCCGGAGAAUGCUUGCAACACAAGAAUUUGUUGUUACCCAUGAAGUAGGUGCGGGUGGCAAGAGCUUCAGAGCAGGAAAACAGUCUAAUGUGCAUGAGGAUGGCGAAAAAACAGAAUGUCCAUGCAUCUUCGUGGAGCCCAUGAAGUGGAUGCAAACUGUGGAAGAAGGUUAUGUUGCGAACAAGCUCUUUUGCAUGGGAUGCAAAGCUCGUCUGGGACAAUUCAACUGGGCUGGUAUGCAGUGCAGCUGUGGAGCCUGGGUGAUUCCAGCAUUCCAGCUGACCAAAAGCAAGAUCGACAAAUGUUCAAUGUAA